Molecule: messenger RNA, 1215 nt
Organism: Camellia sinensis
Lineage: Eukaryota; Viridiplantae; Streptophyta; Magnoliopsida; Ericales; Theaceae
Molecular function (GO): calcium ion binding
Source: RefSeq, a predicted model, not a curated record
AAAUUCUUUAAAUAUUAUUUCUAGAUUAAUAGUAUUGCUGCUUAUAUAUUGACAAACCAUCUUCAUCUUCAUCUUCAUCUUGGUCUUUUUGAAGGUAGAGAAAAGGUUAAAGAUGGAGGGGCAUCAUCACCGCAUAGGUAUGCUUGAGAUAGCUGAGAUCUAUUUCAACACAUCAUCAGAGAACCUCAAGCAACUGAUAGAAGACUUUUUCAAUUCAAUGGAUGAAGACCACGAUAAAAAAGUAAGUCUGAGCGAAUUCUUGAACAACAUGAAGGAGGAAGGACUCGUAAAAGCAGAAAAUCCACCAGAAAUGUUCAAAGCGCUCGACGUGAACCAUGAUGGAAGUCUGGAUUUCAAGGAGGUGAUGGCUCUGUACUACGUUAUUAAGAGUGGAAGACCUUUCUGUGGAGGAUGUGGUAAGUUCAUACCAGGGAUGUUCUUCAGUUGUUCGAUAUGUUUUGACAAUGAAGAUGACAAGUUCUGCGUUUGCCCCAAGUGUUUUAGCAAUGAAAAUAAAAGUUACACCCACAAACAUAUGCCUGGCCAUUUCUUGGAUAACUUUGCUUUGCUUGAAGCUAAGAGAAAGAUGGCUAUGGAUACCAGAAAGCCACCUCCUUCCCCGGAAGAGCCUAAGAAGAAGUCGACUUGGCUGCUCAGAUUACUCGAGUCAGCGAUUGGCGCUGCGGCCGUGGCUGGUGCUGAGGUUGCAGCUGUUUCUGGCGCUGCGGCUGCGGCUGACCUUGCGGCUGAGGGUGACAGCUGUAGCAUUAUGUGAGAGAAAUGCAAACCAAUUUGCUCUUAAUUUUCACAAGUUUAUAAAUAUGGUUCUAUAUUAUUAUUAAAACUUUAUGGUUUGCGUGCAUGCAUGUUAAACUGCGUCAUUAGGUGUUUGUGUGCAUUAUCAUUAGGUAUGGUCAGAGAUGGGAAAUAGAAGUAUGAACUGGUAGUAGCUUGAGAAUGCAGGGAAUGGUGGAUAUGGUGGAUCUGGUGCUUGGCUGCUUGUAUUUCUGGUUGUUUGCUGUUUGGCUGUCUGUAUUGUUGUUUGGUUGCUUGUAUUUCUCUUUGUCUUGGUUCUCUUUUGGUUGGUUUCUCGCCAACUUGAUGUUAUGCUAGAAAAUAAUUUCAGUGUGCAAAUUUGUGCCAACCUAAUUAGGAUGAACUUUUUCAUUGUUUGAAUCUUCUCAUCAAUAAAGUUUGUUUUGUUGAUAAAAAAAA